This is a messenger RNA of Peromyscus leucopus (white-footed mouse), 1586 nucleotides long. It is a transcript of the gene Fbxl12, whose product is annotated as F-box and leucine rich repeat protein 12. Gene Ontology annotation, biological process: SCF-dependent proteasomal ubiquitin-dependent protein catabolic process. Lineage: Eukaryota; Metazoa; Chordata; Mammalia; Rodentia; Cricetidae. The coding region runs from base 16 to 996 and encodes 326 amino acids. Gene Ontology annotation, cellular component: SCF ubiquitin ligase complex. Gene Ontology annotation, molecular function: protein binding. The transcript has 3 exons. The record is from RefSeq and is a predicted model, not a curated record.
CGGGACAGCAGGACCAUGGCGACGCUGUUCGACCUCCCAGACUUGGUGCUCUUGGAGAUCUUCUCUUACCUCCCGGUCCGGGACCGGAUCCGCAUCUCCAGGGUCUGUCACCGCUGGAAGAGGCUGGUGGACGAUCGGUGGUUGUGGCGACAUGUCGACCUGACGCUCUACACGAUGCGUCCGAAAGUCAUGUGGCACCUUCUGCGCCGGUACAUGGCGUCCCGGCUCUACUCGCUGCGCUUGGGCGGCUACCUGUUCUCUGGCUCUCAGGCCCCACAGCUGUCCCCUGCCUUGAUGCGGGCCCUGGGCCAGAAGUGCCCCAACCUGAAGCGCCUGUGCCUGCACGUGGCUGACCUGAGCAUGGUGCCCAUCACCAGCCUGCCCAGCACGCUGAGGACCCUGGAGCUGCAUAGCUGCGAGGUCUCGAUGAUCUGGCUGCAGAAGGAGCAGGACCCCACGGUGCUGCCGCUGCUGGAGUGCAUCGUGCUGGACCGAGUGCCAGCCUUCCGUGACGAGCACCUGCAGGGCCUCACCCGCUUCCGAGCCCUGCGCUCGCUGGUGCUGGGUGGCACCUACCGGGUCACCGAGACCGGGCUGGAUGCCAGCCUGCAGGAGCUCAGCUAUCUGCAGAGGCUAGAGGUACUGGGCUGUACCCUGUCAGCCGACAGCACCCUCCUGGCCAUCAGCCGCCACCUCCGAGAUGUGCGUAAGAUUCGGCUGACCGUUGGGGGCCUCUCAGCCCAAGGCCUGGUUUUCCUGGAGGGAAUGCCUGCCCUGGAGAGUUUGUGCUUCCAGGGUCCCCUCAUCACUCCAGAAAUGCCCACACCCGCUCAGAUUGUGUCCUCCUGCCUCACCAUGCCUAAACUCAGAGUGCUUGAGGUGCAAGGGCUGGGCUGGGAGGGGCAGGAGGCAGAGAAGGUUCUGUGCAAGGGCCUGCCCCACUGCAUGGUGAUUGUCAGGGCCUGUCCCAAAGAAUCCAUGGAUUGGUGGAUGUGAAGGUGUCACCUAUCCAUCCCUGGGACCUAUCCUAGCUUUUAAAGUUGACCUUCUAAGCAGCAGACUGAAGCAUGUAAAUUAAUCAGGCUUGAGGAAGCUGGAGGUCACAAGGAAAAGAAGCCAGGACCUUUGGGCCUGCAAGCUGGGGUUGUCUGUCAUCUAGAUGACCUCAGCCUUGUCACCCAGCCUCUGGGAGGCCCAGUUCACAUGUUUAGGAAUAGGCAUCAUAGCUACCUCAUGAUUCAUUUGCAAAUCUUUACACACACACACACACCCCUUUUUCCCAGUACUUGUGGAUCAAACCCAUGUUUGGCCAGCACUGCUGUGCUCCUGAGCUACACUGGAGCCCUGGAAAGCCUUAGUUUCUAAUAGACCCCAGAAGAGGGGUCAUUUUCAGGGUGCAGGUGGACAGAGUUCAGGCUCUGAGGUCUGCCUGGUGUCUGCUUGUAUGCUUGGGAGAUAAGCUAUUGGAUUGUCCUAGUGUUCUAAAAAUCUCUCAAUUGUAUUUUCUGUAUUUUGUAUCCUGCCUUUUUCAAGUUUUCUACAGCAUAUAAUAUUUUACUAUUAAAGAAAAAUAAUGGUUUUUCAAA